This is a messenger RNA of Melanotaenia boesemani (Boeseman's rainbowfish), 5251 nucleotides long. Its product is annotated as A disintegrin and metalloproteinase with thrombospondin motifs 15-like. Lineage: Eukaryota; Metazoa; Chordata; Actinopteri; Atheriniformes; Melanotaeniidae. Gene Ontology annotation, molecular function: metalloendopeptidase activity. Bases 152 to 3001 code for a protein of 949 amino acids. Gene Ontology annotation, biological process: proteolysis; extracellular matrix organization. Gene Ontology annotation, cellular component: extracellular matrix. The transcript is spliced from 8 exons. The record is from RefSeq and is a predicted model, not a curated record.
CGGUGUUUGUGCGCGACUUUAAAGCUCAGCAGCUCAAAGAAGUUGAAGUCGAAAGUGGAAACGGUGCAAGAUGGGAAAGGAAGAAAGCGCGGGCGCGUGUUAUUUCUAAGGACGCGCGGUGCGCAUUGUACUCUGCUGAACAGGAGCAGAAAUGGCAGCACUUGUUGGUUCUUUGGUCAUUUUCACACAACUUUUGCUUCAUUUCAAGCUAACGUGCUGCAUGGAGAUAGAUUUCUGCACACCUGUCCGCGUUGAUCAUCAAAAGCAUGAAAACCAUCUGCUCCGGCGCGUGGAACAGAUGAUUGAAAAACACGUCGUUUUCAGAAUAAGUGCAUUCAAACAGGAAUUUUACCUCAACCUCGCGCCGGACUCCAGCUUCUUUGCACCUGGCAGCUUGUCGCCUGAGGGCGAACCAACGGCAUCCAGCGGCUCUGCUGACCUCAGUAAAUGCUUCUACUCCGGGGAUGUCAACGCAGACCCGAACUCAUUCGUGGCGCUUAGCCUGUGCAAAGGUCUGCAGGGAGGGUUUUCCUACAGCGGCAAGGACUACUUCCUCAGUCGCACCGGGACUGGAGACGAUCCAACUGCGCAUGGAAGUGUGAACUUUUUGGACAAAACACACAUGAUCCGCCGCCGCUCAAGCGCGAAGCAUCCAGGAGGCAGCUUCACCAGCAGGUGCGGAGUCACACCCGACACCAACUUCACUGUUUCCCUGGAAAAAUACAAAUACCUGGAGAUUGAUGACUUAACCGAAUCCGUCUGGAAAUCACUGGGGAGGUCCAAAAGGUUCGCCUCCAUCCCCAGGUUUGUGGAGGUGUUGGUGGUGGCAGAUGAAUCUAUGGCCACAUUUCACGGAGAGGACCUGAAGCAUUACCUCCUGACCCUGAUGUCUGUCGCAGCCAGGCUUUACAAGCACCCCAGCAUCAUCAACUCUAUAAACAUAGUGGUGGUGGGCUUCAUGGUGAUAAAUGAAGCUGACAAGGGACCAAAGGUCUCCAGCAAUGCUGCCUUGACUCUGCGCAACUUCUGCUCCUGGCAGAAGAAGUUAAAUAAACACAGUGACAAGCACCCUGAAUACUGGGACACGGCUAUUCUGUUCACCAAGCAGGAUCUUUGCGGGGCCACAACCUGUGAUACUCUGGGGAUGGCCGACGUUGGGACCAUGUGUGACCCGAAGAGAAGCUGUUCUGUUAUUGAGGACGAUGGAUUACCCUCGGCUUUCACAACUGCCCACGAGCUUGGCCACGUCUUCAACAUGCCCCAUGACAAUGUCAAGGCAUGUGAGGAGGUGUUUGGGAAACUAAAGGACAACCACAUGAUGUCUCCCACGCUGAUCCAGAUAGACCGGAGCCGACCUUGGUCUGUGUGCAGCGCAGCCAUCAUUACUGAGUUCCUGGACAGAGGUCAUGGAGACUGUCUCUUGGACCAGCCUCAAACGCAACUGUCUCUCCAUGACAGCCUACCCGGCUCCAGCUACAGCCUGCCCCGUCAGUGUGAGCUCGCUUUCGGGCCUGGCUCCAAGCCCUGCCCGUACAUGCAGCCCUGCUCAAAGCUGUGGUGCACCGGGAAGGCCCGUGGACAGCUGGUCUGUCAAACCCGUCACUUCCCCUGGGCAGACGGCACGAGCUGUGCCAAUGGAAAGGUCUGCUACAGAGGUUCCUGUGUAGAGAAGAACACCACGGUGCACAUCAAGGUGGACGGACGGUGGGGGAAGUGGGGUGCAUUUGGAGACUGUUCCCGAAGUUGUGGUGGGGGCGUUCAGCUGUCCAUGAGAGAGUGCAACAACCCCGUCCCUGAAAAUGGAGGGAAAUACUGCUAUGGCCUUCGCAUCAAAUACCGCUCUUGUAACCUCAGCCCUUGUCCUGAAACAGGUAAGAGUUUCCGUGAAGAGCAGUGUGAAGCCUUCAAUGGUUUGAACCUGAACACCAACAGGCUGGGCUCCACGGUGGUGUGGGUUCCCAAAUAUUCAGGCAUCUCCCCCAAGGAUAAAUGCAAGCUCAUCUGCCGGGCCAAUGGGACUGGAUACUUCUAUGUUCUUGCUCCAAAAGUUGUGGAUGGGACGCCUUGUUCCCCCGACACCUCCGCGGUGUGUGUUCAGGGAAUAUGCAUCAAGGCCGGCUGCGAUGGGAAGCUGGCUUCUAAGAAGAAGUUUGACAAGUGUGGUAUGUGUGGUGGAGACAACCAGGGCUGCAAGAAAGUCUCAGGAAUGUUCACAAAGCCAGCCCACGGCUACAACUUUGUGGUGACACUGCCAGUUGGAGCCUCCAACGUUGACAUCCGUCAACGGGGCUACCGAGGAAUGGUCAGUGAUGAAAACUACCUUGCUGUGAAGAAUCGCCACGGAAAGUACCUGCUGAACGGCAACUACGUGGUGUCAGCUGUGGAGCGUGACCUGCUGGUUAAAGGCAGUCUGCUGCGCUACAGCGGCACUUCCACGUCUGUGGAGAUACUUCAGGCCACCAGACCCCUGCAGGAGCCCCUGACUGUGGAGGUGCUCUCUGUGGGGAAAAUGACUCCUCCAAGGGUGCGCUACUCCUUCUACACAUCAAAGGAGAGCAAACAAGAGAAGACUCUUCGGAAAGAGGAAAAAAGCCAUAAAACACUAAACAGCGUCCUGUCUGAUAGCAACAAAAUAGAAACUAAGACGGAGGUGAUGGGUAAGAGGCCCAUUAGUCACUGGGUAACAGGAGUAUGGAGCUCAUGCCCAGUGACUUGUGGGAAUGGUCUGCAGAGGAGGCUGGUGCAGUGCCAGAGCGUAGAGGGCCGUCCUGCAGCAGACUGUGACCUCGCCAACAGGCCUGUGGCGGUUAGAGCUUGUGGGGAUCCAUGUCCCGUAUGGAAUGUUGGAACCUGGUCUCAGUGCUCCAAGUCAUGUGGACGGGGCUUUAAAAGGCGGCCAGUGCACUGCAUGACGGACAAUGGUCUCCAUUUGCCCAGAGAUCACUGCGCUGGAAGGAGGAAGCCUCAAGAAUUGGACCUUUGCAACCUGGCACCAUGUUAGACCAGAACAAACUCAGGAGGAACCUAGCUCAAAUUGGCUGGGUCUGAAGGACCCCUACUACACCACGGUCUUAAAGACUUGGUUUACUCAAGAGGAAAGAUUUAUCAGACUAUUUGAAGCUUGACUUGUGGUUAGUCUACCUCUUACAGAUCUUAGGACAUACCUGUGCAGAUACAAGAGCCUUUUUAAGAAAUGGGACACGUAACAUCACUACUUUGUCAAAGAUGAUUCAGAAUAAGUUCCAUGCGUCUUUAUUCAGACAUGAAGCAGACAAGACCAGACUGUCCAGGAGGUUAUAAUGAGACCUCCACAGUUUCAUUACUCUGUCUUUUAUCUUGUCCUUGUGGCCUGGUUCUGUGCAUUUAAAUGCAGUGUAAAUGAAACGAGGUACGUGUCUGAAACAGGAGUAACAGAACCACAUGUGCAUAACUUGUAAGUGAAAUUGCAUAGGGUCAGAUAGAUAUGGAAGAAAACAGAAGUUUGUGAGGUUAAACCUCAAAAGUCAUCUGUGAUUUUCCUCAUUUUACUGAGGAACUGAUGAAAAUGUGAAACACAGUACUGUAUCUAUCACAUUCAAGGCCAAAUUGGUCCAUACAGUCUCUGAAUUUUUAUUCUCUUUAACUUACCUUGUCUCUGCAACUGUUGGUCGAUGUAGAAAAAACUUGCACUCGGUGGCGAAAUCAGUCAUAUGAGCUUUAUAGUCAUCAAAAUGAAAAUGUGGAAAAUGUGUGGACUCAGUACAAUUAUAUUGACUUCAAAGAAUUCCUGAAUUUAAUACCAAAAGAUAAAAAAGUAAAAGACGUAUUUCGUUCCAGUAAUGUAUUGUGCAUGGAGAAACUCAGAGUUCAGCAAACACGGUGAUGCCCAAAGGCUUGGGUUUCUUUGUUUAGAGAACUGAAGUCAAUCAGGAAUCCGUCCAAAAAACAGUUGAUGCUGACCCAGAAGUGGACCUGGGUCUCCUUCCUCCUAGGAUGGUUCUUGUGGUCAAAACAUGGCCUAACCCAACUUCUUAGACCCCUGCCUGAGAAUUUAAAUCUAGAGAUAUUCAUAACACAGCAUCAGGAGGAUGGAAGACUUGAGCAAGACUGCGUCAUCAAAAAGCAGCAUGAGGUACCCAAGUAAGGAAAUAAUUGUUUUUAGAUACAAAGCUUUUUGGUUGUGAAUCUUGUUGGAAAGACUUUAUUUCCUUUCAUGUGUGACAUCUGUGAGAAAAAUCCACGUGUGGGAUGAGCAGCGAGCCAAGUAAGGUUGUAUCCAUGAAAAACUGUUCCGAUCUGCUUCAGGCUUCCGUCAUCAAAUCCAGUUAAUGACACCAAACAAGCGUUAAGAGCAACUGUUUGACCUUGGCAGAGGAGAUUUAGCAAGUUUUAACCAACAAACUAAACUCUGCUGCUAAUCCCACAAAUGCUUUUUUCUUACAAAUGUCUCAGCAUUUAAAAAUAAACAAAACAGACUUUGUCCAGCAAUAGAUUCAUUGUUACAAUAAAGAAAUGAUCCACCAAACUCAUUAUCUGACUUUCUGUAGUUUAUAAUACUACAAGGAGAUACUACGGAAACUGGAUAUUACAGUCAAGGAGCCUAAAACAAUACUCAGAAAACUGACCAACCAUCCAACUCUGUAAGAAAUGAAAUCAUUAACAACACUUUCAAAUUAAUCUUUAAAGACACUCCUAAUCAUUGCAAUGAAACUGAAAGUGGUGUGAGAAGUGAAACCAGUGGCUCUGGGCCUGGUGACUGCUGGCUUGUAUCCUCCCUCAUGCUCCUCCUGUGAUUGCUUUUACUUUAUUCCAGCACAUCGUGGAAGCUGCUCAGUAGUUAGCAGCUUAAUCACCUCAUGCCCAUAAGAAGACGUUGGACAUACAUAUCUGUUUUUUUUUUCUUGUUUUAUUUAGUUUGAUUUGAUCUUUGUUGUUUAUGUCAAAUGUCUUUGUGGUUUAAUGGUUCUCUGGUCUUCUCCCUGCAGUAUGUAAUAUGUUUACAUACCCGGAUAAACUAAGAGCUCACUACUAACAAGUACUGUAGUCCCAUUAAAUGGCCGUCUUAAGUGUUGAACCUUAUCUGGCUGAACUGUGUGCAAAUUAUAGACUGUAUAUAAAAGAUGGGCAGAGCCUCUGUGACAUCACUUAUAAGUUUCUGAAGAGCAAAAGUGAAGCUCAUUGGGUGGCUCCCGCCGUUGCCAUCUUGGCAGCAUCAUGCGUGUCGUCAUUCCCAGAAAAUCCAAAAAUGGGCAAAGAGGUGGAGCUGAGAAGC